Messenger RNA from Papilio machaon (common yellow swallowtail), 486 nucleotides. RefSeq names its product ubiquitin-fold modifier 1 (gene Ufm1). The transcript is spliced from 4 exons. Gene Ontology annotation, biological process: protein K69-linked ufmylation. Gene Ontology annotation, cellular component: cytoplasm; nucleus. NCBI's taxonomy places the organism in Eukaryota, Metazoa, Arthropoda, Insecta, Lepidoptera, Papilionidae. The record is from RefSeq and is a predicted model, not a curated record. The coding region runs from base 99 to 362 and encodes 87 amino acids.
ACCUUUUCAUUAGGCUUUGUUGACAACUAUUGACAAAAACGUGUGUACGUCACGUCAUUGUCACCAAUUUUGUAGCAUCGAAUUAAUUUAUUAACAAAAUGUCCAAAGUAACGUUCAAGAUUACCUUGACUUCGGACCCAAAGCUGCCUUUCAAAGUGCUAAGUGUACCAGAGGCGACGCCGUUCACUGCGGUGCUGAAGUUCGCAGCGGAGGAGUUCCGCGUGGAGCCUGCCACCAGUGCUAUCAUUACUGAUGAUGGCAUUGGCAUCAAUCCUCAGCAAACUGCCGGUAAUGUAUUCCUGAAGCACGGCUCCGAGCUGAGGUUAAUUCCCCGAGACAGGGUCGGCAGUGCCUCUACUUAAAUUAUCCUAAGUACAUUCCAUUGGACUUAAGUGAUACUAAAUGAGUUGUUUUUAAGUUGUCUAAUUUUGUUACGAUUGUAAAAUAUUUUAUUAAAUAAAAAUAAAAUGCAUUAAAAACAUUACG